Molecule: messenger RNA, 4332 nt
Organism: Morone saxatilis (striped sea-bass)
Lineage: Eukaryota; Metazoa; Chordata; Actinopteri; Moronidae
Gene: glis1b
Product: zinc finger protein GLIS1
Exons: 11
Coding region: 175-3219 (1014 amino acids)
Biological process (GO): regulation of transcription by RNA polymerase II
Cellular component (GO): nucleus
Molecular function (GO): RNA polymerase II cis-regulatory region sequence-specific DNA binding; DNA-binding transcription factor activity, RNA polymerase II-specific
Source: RefSeq, a predicted model, not a curated record
GAUGACUGAUCCGCACUGAGAGGAUGCUAUCGAUCAGGCUUGCAGAUGCUUUCCCCUCCAGUUUGAUAAACGUGCCGAUGUGCGCGAUUAGACUGUUUCUGCUCUUCAUUGGCUGAUUGGAUUGAAGGUAAUGUGAGCAGCGGCCGCACACUGCAUGGGAAAGCCGAGUCACCAAUGCAGAACCCCUCAGCGCUGUUCGGAAUGGUCAGCCACUGUCAGACCCCGACUUUCACAGACUUCACCGGCCUGUCGCUCGCCGUGUACGGCAGCAAGGCGGACAUCUGUAUGCGGCGAGCCGGCAGCGGUGGUUUUGGAUCUCAGAUUUGCCGGAGCUCCCAUGACACCCCGACUCACAUGGACUGCGGGAGCCCGAAGAGACUCAUCGCGCCCGAGGAAAAGGCGCAUCUGUCAGCCAAAGCCCCGCGCCCGUGCCAUCCUCUCCCACCCGCGCAAGUGAAUGGGGCCUACUGCUCAGAGAAGAAUGUAGACGCUGAGCUGGGUGACGCUGAGGGCGCUCUGAUGCGAUGUGGGCAGAGCUUGCCACUGCUGGUGGGGGGUCAUUUAGGGGGGCUUUAUACCCAGAGCCUCCCCUGCGACAGACCUACGGCUGACCUCCUUAUGCAGGACGGCCCUCACCAAGACACCAGAUCCUCCUCUGGCUUCCAGAGGACCCUGCCGGGGGCCUCACCUGGGCUGUGCUGCGGCAGUGCCAACGGGGCUCACUCCUCUCUCCCUUACUCAAUCAAACAGGAGAACACAAUGGGCUACAAGAUCUCCAACACAGGGUCCAGGGUCCACAGCACGUCUCAGGCCGGGUUUCAAAACUGUAGGGCAGGCCAAGUUUUGGGGUUGACAAGGGACGAGAUAGUUGGAGCCCCGCACGUUAGCAACAACGGUAGUGGCGUGUGCACAGUGAACGGUGUAGGUAGUGCUGUGUCAGGGGACGCAGUGCAACCGUUUAAUAAUGAAGAUGGCUCCUCCCCUCUGGCUUUGUCCCCAACUGGCUCCCGUCAUUCAGCGCGGCUGCUCAGUGCUAGCAGUCUGAAGAGACGCUGCCUGUCCCUGGCCUCACAGUCCACCGCCGCUGCUGGCAGCAUUGCUGCCACAGGUUCCCCAUCAGCUACUGGCGCUGCUUCCGAGGAGAUCAAUAUCACCGCCAUCAUCUGCUCCUCCUCCCAGAUGUCGAUGGUUGCUUGCGUCAACGGGUUCCGCACUAACCUUUCGCCCAACCACGCCAGCAGUGCCGGCUUCUCCUCCUCUUCCUCCUCCUCUUCUACAUCCCCACCCUCUAACUCCUGCUCACGGGAAGCCCCCCAGAGGCCCCCACCACACGGCAGCCCCAAACAGGCCACGCUACAGGAAAGCUGUCAGCUGUCCUCACCUGCCACCUGCCUGCUGUCCCUUUCCUCCUCCUCCUCCUCCUCGUCCUCCUCUUCCGUGUCAUCAGUGGAGCCGGAGCAGGGCCAGAGCCAGGGGCUGUGUGAGGAGCAGGGCUCCAUGCUCCAGGGGCGUGGGGCUGGAGGAACAGCUGGGGGAGGUGUGGGAGGAGGAGGAGGAGGAGGAGGAGGCCCGGACGGGUUGGGGCUACUGAUGAAUGGGGCCCUGAUGUCUGGGAUGCUGCAUUCGGGGCCUGAAGCUGGGGCUCUCCUGGACGGAGGCCAAAGAUCUGCCCUCAAGCAGGAGCCCCUGGACGAUUUUUCUCCCAGUGAAGAAGAACUCUUUCAGCACCACUAUCAUCAUCACCAUCACUUGAGUGGUCGUAGCGGGCACCUUCGCCACCCUCAUCACCCCUCUCGCCCCGCUAUGCCUCCGCCCUAUCACCUGCACCAAUACGUGGGGCCCAGCCCUGGGGGCCUGCUGCACCACCAGAGCCAGCAAACAGCACCACCCUCUUCCCUGGGACUCAAACAAACCUCUGGGGGCCCACCGGGGUCUCACACAGCCCCAGAGCGCGAAGAAAUCGGAGGAGGAGCACUGGGCGAUAAGCAAGUGUGUCGCUGGAUUGACUGCAGUGCUGCUUACGAGCAGCAGGAGGAGCUUGUGAGGCACAUUGAGAAAGUCCACAUCGACCAGCGCAAAGGUGAGGACUUCACCUGUUUCUGGGCUGGCUGCAUUCGCCGCUACAAGCCCUUCAACGCUCGCUACAAGCUGCUCAUUCACAUGAGAGUCCACUCCGGAGAGAAACCCAACAAGUGUAUGUUUGAGGGCUGUAACAAAGCGUUUUCACGUCUGGAGAACCUGAAGAUCCACCUGAGAAGCCACACAGGAGAGAAGCCGUACCUAUGCCAACACCCUGGCUGCCAGAAAGCUUUCAGCAACUCCAGUGAUCGCGCCAAGCAUCAGCGCACUCACCUGGACACGAAACCGUACGCAUGUCAGAUCCCUGGCUGUACCAAGCGCUACACAGAUCCCAGCUCCCUACGCAAACAUGUCAAGAUCCACUCGGCCAAAGAGCAACAGGUGCGUAGAAAGCUUCGGCCCUGUCCUCAUCUGGAGCAGGACGUCCUGAGUGACUGUCUAUCCAUGCAGCACCUACCGAGCUCCACCUCCUCGCAGCACCUCUACAACGGCAAAGAUGGCCGAUCACCUGGACUGGGCCAAGAUAUCUUCACAGGCCUGUACACUGGCUCCAGCACACCCCACCACAGCGCCUCAGUGGAGCUCCUCUCCCCUACCCCUAACCCCACCUCUGCCACUGACCUGCCUUCCCGACAGCACCGAAUGGACCGGGACCUCGGCAGCCCUCACCACCUGUCCCCGCUGGCUGCCAUGGAUGGCACGAGAGACGGGGUGUCAGGUCCCCUCAUGUCUCCAGGGAUGAAGGGAACAGGGACGCCCCCUCCUCCUCCUCCUCUGGAGAAACAGCACGUCCAUCCUCACCACAAAUCCUACUCUCACUAUCAUCACCAUCAGCCUGCCAACGACGAAUACCAAGGCAGCUUUCAGAGCUGCUUCCAUUUCGGAGACUCCUACAGGAUGGAGCAGACAGUCGGUGGUGUCCACGUCCCAGGAGAUUCUCACGCCUACACUUCCCAUCAGCACAAUGGCUUCCACAUGUCAACUAGCAACAGUGGCACGGCAGGCUUCAACUUGACCCAGGACCUGCAAGGUGGCGCAGGGUGCCAGUUCUCUUCCAGCCCGGAGGAGAGCAUUUUUUUCCAGGUGGGCAGCUUCGACCGCAGCCUGAGCCACAUGUCCUCCGUCUACACAGAGACAUAGAGCAACACUGGAGCAGGGCACGCUUCACCACACCUACUCUACUACUAUGCAGUCCAACUCCUUCCACACCCGUCUUAUCACACUUGGAUCACCUCUACUCUACUUCCUGUUCUUUUUUCAUAACUCACAUAGUUAAUCAAAAUAUAUUUUUUUAGCUCAUUCUGACCUACUUAGCUGCUGGAUAGAUGGGAAACCAGCAAGAUGAAUCAGACAUAAAAGUUUUAAAGGCAGUUUAGUAUACUAAAAUGUGAUUAACUGCAUACCUGACACUGUCUGACUGGUCAAGACACUUGUCUAAUAGUCCAAAUAGGUCAGAACAGUGGUUCCCAACCUUUCUGCUUUCAGACCCCUUAAAACAAGGAUGUUUAAUCACCAGUUCAGAAAGUGAAUUUUGUGAAUCAUUUUCCCAGAAGAAAUGUAUCUGGUAAUUCGUAAUAAGAUAAAGGGUUACUCACUAAGUUGAUAUUAUAAAAGAUCAGUGAGUUAUCUUGCAGAUUACUACUCAGCCUGAAAGUCUUCUGUGGAAGUGAAGAGUGCUGAGAAAAUAACCUUAAUACAGGAAUUGAGCUUGAGACUUUUUUUUUUUUACAGGAAGCCUGUGUUAUGAACUUGAAGUGGACGUGGAGUUUAAAAUAUGUGGGAAUUUACCAGGCAGGGAGGAUCUAAUGAAAGACACUGCAUUGCAUUAUGGGAAUUGUAGGAUCCAGUGCUUUUGGAGAUCAACCCAUAUUAGAGACUAAAAGUCUGGGUAUCUCAACCUCUGCUGCAUAAAUUUUGACAAUUCUGUUUUUAAUAUGUCCUCCAAGUUAAUGAAAGUGCAUGGCUAAUUCACUGGAAGGCCCCUUUAAUCGUGUUGUGACCCCUCAGAUUUGUCUUGUGAUUGCAUGUGGAGGCACCAAACUCCAGGUUGGGAACCACUGGGUUAGAGGGGCUUUAAAUACUGAAGAAGAAAGAUUAAAAUAAAAAUGGAAUCUGGUUUUAAUUUCUGAUUUUUACUCACUUAAAAUGAAGGAACGCCCUGAGUCAAAGAAAUUACAAUAAAUCUUCUUUUAUUAUUAUUAUUAACGUAAAAGAAAGCUUAAGAAUAAAGAUUUUUGUGCAUGUGCCCUUCAG